This is a messenger RNA of Drosophila obscura, 649 nucleotides long. RefSeq lists its product as uncharacterized. The coding region runs from base 1 to 585 and encodes 194 amino acids. The transcript has a single exon. NCBI's taxonomy places the organism in Eukaryota, Metazoa, Arthropoda, Insecta, Diptera, Drosophilidae. The record is from RefSeq and is a predicted model, not a curated record.
AUGGAGCUGUUCGUGCUGGGAGCCGCCGAUGAGCAGCUUGACAUCAGCAGCUUCCCUUUAGCCCAGGCGCAAGACGAUGUUGGUGUUGAUGAUGAUGAUGAUGAGGCCGAGUAUGAUCAUCUAGCGAGAGCAGCCGGCGGCGGCGGCGGUGGCGGUGGCUACAUGGAAGAGGCUGAUCACUUACUGUCCUACCACAGCAGCAGCAGUGCCGCGGAUGUGGAGGUCGAUAUGGAUGUGGAUGUGGAUAACGAUGCGGUCAGUUUGCUGAUGCCGGAGCUCGACAGUGCCACGGCCCUCGAUUGUGGCAAUUUUGUCGACUACGAUGAGUUUAAUCUGUGUCUGAACAACAUACUCAGUGAGGAGGAUGAUGACAGCGGCGGCGUCGGCGGUGGUGGGGGCAAUGGCAACAGUAGCGGUAGCGGCAUAGCCUCAAAGCAUCAGCAUCAACAAUGGCGCGAUGCCAGCGAUGUUCUCAAUAUUGUGCAACUCAAUAACGAUCUGGGCCUGAGUUUCCAGGAGUUUGUCAGCGAAACUACGGCCGAUGAGCAGCGAUCUGUAAGCAGCAGCUCGCCCCAACUGGCAUAGUGGGCCGCCACUGUGCCACAAAUCCGUCAAAUCCAAUGCUACCUGUAUAUAUCACACACCACAC